This is a messenger RNA of Poeciliopsis prolifica (blackstripe livebearer), 7026 nucleotides long. It is a transcript of the gene gas2l1, whose product is annotated as growth arrest-specific 2 like 1. Gene Ontology annotation, molecular function: microtubule binding; cytoskeletal adaptor activity; actin filament binding. Gene Ontology annotation, cellular component: microtubule plus-end; cytoplasm; stress fiber. The transcript has 5 exons. The record is from RefSeq and is a predicted model, not a curated record. The coding region runs from base 596 to 3814 and encodes 1072 amino acids. NCBI's taxonomy places the organism in Eukaryota, Metazoa, Chordata, Actinopteri, Cyprinodontiformes, Poeciliidae. Gene Ontology annotation, biological process: protein localization to microtubule plus-end; microtubule bundle formation; regulation of microtubule polymerization or depolymerization.
GUUAAGUUUUCCUCUUCCAGCGUUUAUCCCUCAUAAUGGGAUGUGCCUCCGAGUCGCUCUGCUGGUUUAAGCUGCAGCAGGUCAACAUAUUCGGCGCAAGAGGCGGCGCGACAUGGGCUGAGCCUAUUCGCAGGGAAACGCGCUGUGGACCGCGAGCUGCUCAGUGGCCGUGAUUUCUCCCGACGAGGAGCUGGUGGGCCUCCGACAGACAUGGCGACACGUGGAAGUGUGCGGCCGACAGGAACCGCCGGCCGUCGGGUGGAUUAACCCGGGGAUCGGGGCGAGGAACUGAGCCGUUUUUUUUUUCCGCUCCCGCUCCUCGGAACCCUGCGAUGCGCUCCGUGGAGGAAGCGGGCUUCGCAGACAUCCGGAAAACGCAUCCAUGCGCCACGGCAGCCCCGCAUCCCGAUAUGCUCCUGACAACACAAAGCCUGGCUCCAAUUAGCUUCAGUUCAGAACCGCACAUGCAAAUCGGCAUGGGUGCGUCAAAACGGUCAUUGCGCUUUGUUUGGUGGCUGAGGCUUCGGAUUGCAGCUCUGCAAUGAGACAGUCGGGGAUGAUCAAGUAAGACUUUAUUGAUACAUAUUUCGACAAUAUGGCUGAUCAGAGCAACAUUCAGUCCGCCGCCUCAAAGAGCAUCCGGCCCUUUAAAUCCAGUGAAGAAUACCUGUACGCCAUGAAGGAGGACCUGGCUGAAUGGCUGAAGACCCUCUACGACCUGGACGUCACUGCGGACACCUUCAUGGACGCGCUGGAGACGGGCUGCGCCCUGUGUCGGCACGCCAACACCGUGAACCGCGCAGCGCAGGAAUUCCAGUCGGAGAACCCGGAGGCUGCGAAGUCCAUGAAAGUGCCGUCGAAGGACGUGGUCUUCCAAUCACGAAACGUGAUCCCCGGCUCGUUCCUGGCGAGGGACAAUGUCUCCAACUUCAUCACCUGGUGCAGGCAGGAGCUCUGGAUCAAGGACGUCCUCAUGUUUGAGACCAACGACCUGGUGGAGAGAUGCAACGAGAAGAAUUUCAUCCUGUGUCUGCUGGAGGUGGCGCGGCGGGGGUCCAAGUUUGGCAUGCUGGCGCCCAUGCUGAUCCAGCUGGAGGAGGAGAUCGAAGAGGAGAUCCGGGACCAGGAGAGCUUGCAGGCCGAGGGGGCUGAGCAGGCCGAAGAGAUGAGCUCACCGAGCAGGUGUUACAGCCGGAAGGAGAGCUGUCACAGUGUGGAGGAUGAGGAGGAACCGGAGCCGGAGCCUUACGUCUGGCCGCAGAAGAGAGUUUUAUGUGACAUGCGAAACCUGGAUGAACUGGUACGUGAAAUCCUUGGCCAGUGUUCCUGUCCAGCUCAGUUUCCUAUGAUUAAAGUGUCCGAAGGGAAGUACAAAGUAGGAGACUCCAGUGCGCUGAUCUUCAUCAGGGUCCUCCGGACUCAUGUGAUGGUGCGUGUCGGAGGGGGCUGGGACACGUUGGAGCACUAUUUGGACAAGCAUGAUCCGUGUCGCUGUGCUGCGUUCGCUCACCGCUACCACCAGGCUAAAGCAAGUGGUCAAAGCCAGGGAGCCCAGAGCAAGUCCUCUAGUGCCCACUCCUCCCGCUCCACCAGCCCAGGUCCACACUGGAGGAAUGAGGGCAUUUCGACUUACAAACCCAACGACAGGCGCUCCUUGGAGCCUCCCUCCGCUCCAAGUGUAUCCUCUUCCUCCACACGACCUGGUCGAUCCCAAAAUUCAUCCGUCUUUAACGAGGUGGACGCCGCUGGAGCUCGAACUCUGCUCCCUAAGCCGCAAAGAGAUCGCUCGGAGCCGCGCCACUUUAAUCCUCUCAGGAAUAAAGAAACGUUGACAAGACGUCUCUCUGGAGACAGUGACUCUUCCACAGCCUCCUCUAAAGGAGGAGGGGGUGGCGGGCGGCAGUCACUCGGUGGCCCUUCACGACGCUCCGGUGAACAAGUGGUACUGCUUGUCAACCGCAAGGAAGGAAAGCAUAUGAUUGAGAGAGCAGGAGCAGGCAGUCAAACCCCAUCCACAUGUUCCUCGACGCCCCGUGCACGCAGCCAGUCGCGGGAGCGUUCUUCGCUUCCACCAACACUAAAACCCAACCCACCAACAGGAUCUUCUGAUGGUACACGGACGUCUCGGACAGACAGAGGGCGCUCUGUUGGAAAUGAAGGUCCAAGGAGGCUCCAUGUUCCUCGUUCUCACAGCCAGAGUAAGUUAACAAGCAGCACUUUGUCAAGCGAUGGCAGCCCUGCACACUGUUCCUCUCCUCGAACUUCCCAGCGCCCACCUUCAGAAAGACAAGCAGAUCUGUCUAAACAGGUAGCCCCAUGCUCUCCUAGAGGGGGUGUUGCCUUCAGUAAGAAGCAGUCAUUCUCAUGCAACAACUCGCCAAUUAAAGGAGUCCAAAGCAACAACGGCAGCCCUGUCAAGAAGACUGUCACUACUCCUAGACCCCAAGUGCCCCGUUCACCAUCAACAGGAAAAGGCAAGCUGCUACCCCCUGUCACCUCCGGAGGGCGACGUCCACCACACUCAUCUCCUCGUAACUCUAACAGCUGUGCUACCCGCUCCCCUCGACUCUCACAGGCUCCUCGAUCAGCUGUGCGAGGCCACCUUAAAAACAUUUCUCACAUGGAGAACCAGGAGGAUGAAGAGGACGGGCCUGGGUUAGGCUAUCAAAUACUGCCACCAUUUGACCCUCAGAAAGAACAGGACCUCUAUCGCAGCUUCGAGGCUGAGUUUCUGGCCAAUUCUCAGCAGGUCAAGGGGAAUUUUACUGGUAAGGCUGUAGGAAGAGCAACACUGCAGGUAGCACAUGCACUCACUGAGCCUGCUCUGUCUGAUUCUGCUUCUUCUUCCUCUAACUCCUCCACUUCUUCCCUAAAUGUGGGUGCAAAGAUUGGAAGUCUGCCUUACCUCAAGCAAUCCAAGAGGACUAACCUCCAACACUUCCCACCAGAGGACCCUUUAAAUAUACUUUAUGGACAAAAUCUUGGACAACUUGAUGGUUUGGGCCACACGGAGCGUGAACACUGGGGGGAGCGGAAAGGUGCUCUCAAGAAACUCCCCGAAAUUUCUAGCUUGGUAGAGAAAAGGGAAGCUCCAGCUUCUUUGCCUGGCCUUAGAGAUACUAAGUCCGAUGAGCUAAUGAAUCAUAUCCCCUCCCAACCUGCUAUAGAUAGCAGAAAUAUGAAUGGAGAACAUGGAUGUUCUCCUACAGGUGGGCUCUCAGUUCAAAAAUGUCCACUUGACUUGAGCUCAGUGACAGAAGGAGAUGUUCCCCUCGAAAAUCACCUGCCUAAUCUACCAUAUGAUCUUGAAAAUGGUGGCAACAGUGAUAACCUCCUGCCUCCAGAGGGUCGUGCAUCACCUGUACCCCUUGCACCAUCAGAGGACUGCUCUUUCCAGGAUUCCUCAAGUGAAAACUCCUCGAUGUCCUUCAGCUUGAGUGAAUCCCGCUCCGGGUCUCCUCCAACAUCUUUAAAAAUAACCAAUGGGGAAAAUGGACAAAGCAAUGAAGUCUCGAUCUCCGAGCUCAAACCGGGUGUAAAGUUGAGGCCUCGUACUGACGAUAGGCUGCAGAACACCCCCUCGCGAAUCCCCACACCUGUCAGACACAAAAAUGUUCUCACUAACAAAACUCUGUCUCCUUGCAAUACGCCGCCACUGUCACGUAAGACCUCCCAUCCUGCUUCAUGCAAGAACUUACACCAGAACUUCACAGACAUGAUCCAUCCUCAGUCUCACUCUCCAGCCGUAGGCAACAAAGACUGCUCCUACCCUGCACAGGGAAGCCUAGACACUGAAGCUAUAGCACAAAACUGAUUGCUGCAGCAGGCUCUUUGACUACUGUGUAAUUGAAAAAAGACUUACUUUUGGGCUAAAAACUGUUGUCACUGCAUGUUAAACAACUUUUCAUUAAGAUUUUUUUUAAAGAUGCACAGAUAAAAGAAUUGUGGCUGAUGUCUGAUCUCUGAAUUUCAGAAAGCUUUGACCUGCCAAUACAAAUAUUUGUUUCUUAUGAGAAGUUAGUAUUUCAACAACUCUAAAAAUUAAUGUUACGAAUACAACAGUUGCUGUAAAACAGGGUUUUAUUAAUGUAAAACACACAUCUUAACAAGCUAAUGACUGUCUUUAGUAUCAUUAGUAAUAUUGGUAAUAUUAUAGAUGCUAAUACUAACUUGAGUAUUUCCUAAAGACAGAUAUUAUUUCUAGAACCCACAUUUUCCAUGGCAGACAGAGAUUAAAAACCCAAAAGUGUGAAAAUGAGCAGCUUUACUAUUUGAUGAUUAGCCUUCUUCGUACCUACUGAAGUGAGCUCUGAGUAGUUUUUUUUUUUUUUUGCCAAUAUGCCAAAAGAUCCUCAAGCCAGGCAUAGAUUGACGUCCUGAUGCGGAAGACUCACUUCUGUGAUUUAGUCUUUUCGCACAAAAUGACCCAAACUUCACAAUUUCAAAACGAACGACAUGAGUUGCACCUACCAAGGUCUAGUUUUUGAGAAUAGCCAAAAUGGUUGUGUAGGAAAGAGUUUUGUAAAUUAUAAACUCAAACUUUAAGUUUGAGUCCUUUAUUGUCAGUAACUUAAGCUCUAGUCCUAUGGCUUAACUCAACUUAUUUAGUGUCUAUAGUUCGAUAACCAGAUUGAAUUCACCUUGGCUGGUCAAGCUGUAAAUCAUCUGAUUUCGGUCACUAACAUGUUUCUUGCUGUAUCUCCGUUGUUUUCCUGUUGGGAUCCAUUUUGCUUUUUUUGCACUCAAGCCAAAUUCUUUAUUACCAAAGGAAUGGUCUUUAUUUUUAUUAUGACUUUGUUUGCAUGGGGCUGUUUUUGCCAAUCAUAGUGUUUUUUUUUCCCUAGCUGCUCACAUUCUCACAGUUGACAUCCUGAGAUAGAAAGAACAUAUGUGCUGCCAUGUGCCGCACCACAGGGCAUGGUUAAGUGCCAUGUAUUAGAACCGUCAGCUUUAUAAAACUGCACUAACACUAAACCUGUGGUCAAAUGGACCUUUUCUGCUGCAGUUAGUCAUCGUCUCUCAGUUUAUGUUAGUAGUCAGAAUACUGGUACUAAAACUGUAGGAUUCUACACAUUACUGAUGCUAAUAGGAGGUUUAGUACAUAAAUACAUGCAUUUUACUCAUUGUGUAACAUGCAUACUCAACACAGAUUCAGCUGACCUUGUGAUGCAUAAAUUAUCAAUCAACUAAUUUCUGUAUAGCAGUCAGUCAUUAUAUUCCAGGUUAAUAAUAUUUAUUUAAUUCUCAAUUUGUGUCUAAUUUGACUAUUUUAAUGGAGAAUAUGGUUUUAAUUUAUACUUUUAAAUGGCCGAAUUAUGAAAAAUAUAAAGAGAUUUGUGUUAAUUGCGUCAUUGUCACUGAAACGGAAAGUUGAAAGCUCCUUCUUUGACCAAACAGCACUCUGGUGUUCAGCGUUUAAUAUGUAUGGGCAGCAGGAAUCGCACGCUGACGAGAAUGAAUGUGUAAAUACAUGCUGGGUGGGUGUUUUUGUAAAUACAAGGCAUGGAAUAUACAGUUUUAAUGUACAUACUUUGCUGUAAUAAGGCCCAUCAUGCCUUAGCUAUGCAAUUCAUAUAUGGUGUUGGAAAAUGCCUUGAAAACUCCCUUUGCCUUAAAUGUUUUGUCAUGAAUUUAUUUUUGAAUGUUUUUGUAGCUUGAAUUCAGUAACACUACAUUACCAUAACUUAGUGUUUAUUGUGAAAUAAAUUGAAAGUAUUUAAUGGGAAUGUUUGAACGAAUCUGAAGAACAUUGGCUACUUUAAUUGUACAUUAAAUUUUUUACACUCUGUGAGAAAUCCUAAUGUAUUCCAGGCUGACUGUGGUGGCAAUUAAACAAACUGGUGGUGACAUCUAGUGGCUAAAAUAGACAUUUGUUGUAUUUUUUUCUUGCAUUUGCUUAUAUUGUCAUGAUCUGAUGCUGAUUAGAACCAAUAACGAUGGAAUGACCCAAUGGAAACAAAUGGAUGAAGCAAGGCGCAAACUCGAGUGUCUGCAAAAGGCUUGAAUAAUUGAUGUGUAACUGGAUAUGGAGGUUUUCUUUUGUUUUCAAGCUGCUGUUACACCAGGACAGGACACCAGACUCCAGAAGCAACAACAAUACCGUUUUAUGUAAUCAAGAGGUGCAACUUUUGUAAAAUUAAUUUGAAAGUAUAAAAGCUUUUCUUGAGACUUCAAAACAUCUUAUAUUGAGGGUUUUAGUGUGAAUAAUGUGGAAUAUAUGCAUGUUUUUGCAGCACACUGUAAGUGAAUGGGCUACAAAGAAAGUGUGGAGAUUGUGUGUAUGUAUGUAUGUACAUAUGGUAUGGUAAUAUGUAUAGAGUUGGAAUAAAGAAGGAAAGGAUGCUGAUCUAAUUUAUUUAUUUAUGUUGUCAGCUCUGACUGGGCUCAGAUGACCUCUGUGUCCAGUAGACUGAAGGUGAACGGGAUUUGGAGAAUCCAGCAAUAUGAGGGAAUCUGUUGAAAUAUUGCCACCAACAAAAAUGGAACAACCCUUUUAAAAAUUAAUAUUUGGCUUAGUUUUUAACUUUUAAAAAUACUCAUAGCCUUAAAUAAUUUAGUCUGCGUCAGUCUUGUUGGAGCCAUAGGUUUUACUUGUACAAACUUAUUGUUACCUAUGUUUUAAUUUGUUGAAUUUCAAAUUUGUUUUGAUGCAUUUAAAUAUUAAUUUUACUGGUAGUCUAAACCUACCAAUCACAUAAGCUGUGACAUCAAGAAAGCAUGAAAAAAUUGUUGAGAUUCAUGGAAUUCAUUAUUAAAAUUUUUGAAAAGCCUGCUUUUUGUGCUCACCAUUUUGAAAUGUCAUGAGACUCGGACUCUCACUUGUCUUUAAUCUAAAUCGGUGAAACCUGAAUGUUUGUGAUGUGAUGCCAUUUCCCCCCCCCCCAAAAAAAAAGAUGAAGAUGUACAGAUUGCUUGAUCUUGUGUACUAUGUAAGUACGCAAAAGCGAUACUGAAAAAAGUUUUUUUUCUAAUUCUUAAAAUGCUUUCAAGUUGUUCUUGUAAUAAACACUUUUCUUCUGAAAUUGA